CGCGAGACACAGAUUGCAUUCCAUUCGACGAACACAAAUGCCCGCAUGUUACUGACUUUGCACCGAAAGCUGACAAUGUAGAAGUUGAGAUUCAAGCUGACUACCUGGACAGACCAUGGCCUACCAUAUGGUUCUUAGUUAAAUGGGAAGUUCCUAAGUUAGGUAAGUGUGAUUUUGUUUUCAUGAAUACUUAUACACGAUUCGCCAGUCAUGUGCAUGUACACUCCUUUCCGCAACUAUAUAUAUAUAUAUAUAUAUAUAUAUAUAUAUAUAUAUAUAUAUAUAUAUAUAUAUAUAUAUAUAUAUAUAUAUAUAUAUAUAUAUAUAUAUUUAUAUCACACUUGCGUCGGUUUUCUUUGUUCGUCCGAGGUUUAUAACUAGCUUAUAGACCUUGAAUAAAUGAUUGGAUUAAACUUGUAGACAAAACGCGAGAAUUUUUCAUUAAAAAUUUUUGAAAAUGACAAAAUAUGUUGGAAAACCUCCGCAAGUGUGAUAUAAGUUAGUUAUAAACCGAGUAAGUCGGUUUAUAACUGAUAUAUUGACCCGAGGACGCGUAGCGUCCUCGGGUCAAUAUAUCAGUUAUAAACCUCCUACUCGGUUUAUAACUCUUACAUAUAUAAUUAUAUAUGUAUAUAUAUAUACAUAACUAUUACAGUACUUACUUGUAGGUAGUUGUGGUAAACAUCUAUGGUGUUAGUUCUAUGUUCUAUACUUAUACUUUACAGGAAGAAGAAGCAUUUGGGGUUGGCAGAUCACUGUAAACGGUUUGGAAAACAGCGUGGGGUACGAAAAGUGCUAUCAAGUCAAUUUAAACUGUUCUGAAAUUAACUCAAAAGAG
This is a messenger RNA of Paramuricea clavata, 838 nucleotides long. NCBI's taxonomy places the organism in Eukaryota, Metazoa, Cnidaria, Anthozoa, Malacalcyonacea, Plexauridae. The record is from the annotation of a GenBank genome assembly.